This is a messenger RNA of Penicillium griseofulvum, 1062 nucleotides long. RefSeq lists its product as uncharacterized. The transcript has a single exon. The record is from RefSeq and is a predicted model, not a curated record. NCBI's taxonomy places the organism in Eukaryota, Fungi, Ascomycota, Eurotiomycetes, Eurotiales, Aspergillaceae. Bases 1 to 1062 code for a protein of 353 amino acids.
AUGAAUCCCAGUAUAAUCCCCCAUCCAGAGCUGCUUGACACCUGGAUCAUCACUGCACAACUUCGCAAUCCUCCUUCUACUGGUGCUCCCUCAAUCUGGUUCGCUGAACUCGUCUGCAAUGCGGCAUUUUCAGCCGACAAGCGAACCCUGCGCUGUCUGGAGCCCCCACUACAAUUACCCAUCCCAGCGACCUUCGGUGACCCCAACAAGUGCCACGGCGACCUUUCGUACUUUAGUUUCAGCAUCGGGCCCCAUGACGCAAGGGUAUUCUACGGGCCGGAGAUCCCGUACACGAUUUACGGCUCCAAUUCAUUCUUUACAUGCUUCGGACAAUGGAUAUCCGACUUCCGAAUCAUGAUGGAUUGGGGGGUAGACGCGAUAAAUGAGCACGAAUUCCGACAAUAUCGCGAACUUCAACGCCCAAUGCCAUGGAAUGCUGUUGAAAAGAAUUGGUUUAUUUUCUGGGACGAUUCGGGACAAAUGUUCCUGCACCAUGAAAUUACACCGGGCCGAGUGUUUUCCAAACUAGAGCUAGAUGGCUCUGUUGGACCGAACCUAGCGCUUACAACCGCUACUUCGGACCAAAAAUGUCUCAAAAGAUUCUUGCCUGAGACCGGAGUCAUUCAUCAAGCCACAAACUCGCUAGCUAUCACUCUAUGCGCACGAUCGGACCCAUUUUGCCGAGCGGAUGCCACCAAUACAUUUGUGCUUUUCAUCAUCCAGCGAAAGACUGUACUAGGUCUUCAUGCCGUAUAUGAGCCGUAUGUGGUGCUGAUGCGGCGUUCAGCGCCGUUUGACAUCCAUGCCGUCUCGUCAAAACCACUCUGGAUCUUUGGUCGCGGCAUUAGAUCAGAGAAAUUAGAAGACUCUUCCACGGGAUUACUGGAAGAUGACUCUGAGAUGGUCUAUGUGACUAGUGUUAGUUGGAAAAGCCAUGGGCAAAAGUACCAUGGGUUCAUUGAUGAUACACUGUUCAUAGGGUUUGGCAGGGAGGAUUCGAGCGCUGGCGGUAUCGACCUCACGGCCGGGGACCUUUUAGCAGAGCUGGGUACGUGCGCAUGA